AUGGCUGUUUCAAUGUAUUGUGAUGUUGUUAAGGUACAUGGAACUGCCCCAGAUAUUGCUGGCAAGGAUAUGGCAAAUCCAACAGCAUUGCUUCUAUCUGCCAUUAUGAUGUUACGGCACUUGCAACUUAAUGAACAUGCUGAUAAGGUCCAACAUGCUUGUUAUACGGUAUUAGCGGAAGGCAAGUCGCUAACUGGAGAUCUGGGAGGUACUGCUAAAUGUAGCGAGUACACGAAUGCAAUUAUUUCCAAACUGUAA
Molecule: messenger RNA, 258 nt
Organism: Pieris macdunnoughi
Lineage: Eukaryota; Metazoa; Arthropoda; Insecta; Lepidoptera; Pieridae
Source: the annotation of a GenBank genome assembly